Messenger RNA from Telopea speciosissima, 1402 nucleotides. Its product is annotated as protein WHAT'S THIS FACTOR 1 homolog, chloroplastic-like. The coding region runs from base 1 to 1386 and encodes 461 amino acids. NCBI's taxonomy places the organism in Eukaryota, Viridiplantae, Streptophyta, Magnoliopsida, Proteales, Proteaceae. The record is from RefSeq and is a predicted model, not a curated record. The transcript has 2 exons. Gene Ontology annotation, molecular function: RNA binding.
AUGCUGAAAAGGAGAGGAAACAGCACAGAAACACGGUCACAAACUCCUAUGGAACCACAAGGACCACGCCGACGGGAUUUGGGAAGCAAAGUCGAUAAGGAAUGGCUUGGUGGCAAACUCCUUGUCGCGGGGAAGAGCAAACUCCGCAGCUUGCACAAAACGCUAACGUUCUCCUCACUCCCUGCAACACUUUCUUCCCAAUUCCGAAACCUUGACACGGCGAGCUCUCUGCAAAAUUCCAUUAAACCCUACUUCCUCUCUUUCUGUUCAUCGUUCUCCACCUCAUUUAUCAGUACAAAGACAAAUAAGAAGAAGAAAAGAAAAAAGAAAGCAAGCCCGAGAACAAAACUUGUCCAGCAGGAAUCCAGCCGCUUCCAACACUUCGAAGAAAUUGUCCAACGCGACGCCUUCUUUCGUUUUCUCAUCAGAAGCAAAGAGUUCCUCUCCAAGCAGCCCGAGCACGUCCUCCGACUCGAUGACGCCGGCAAACUCCACCGUGAACUAGGGUUCCCUCGUGGCCGCAAGGUCGUCCGCUCGAUUGAACGCCAUCCCUUGAUCUUUCAGACUUAUCGCCAUACAGACGGCAAAAUGUGGUUCGGUUUUACUGAUUUGAUGGAAGAUCUGCUCGAGGAAGAGAAGUGCAUUAUGGAUCAAAUGAAGGAAGAUAGAGUUAUUAAAGUCCGUAAGCUGCUCAUGAUGUCGGCGAAGAAACGAAUUCCGUUGAGUAAGAUCUACCAUUGCAGACUCUUGUUUGGGAUUCCUGAGGAUUUUAGAGACCGUGUUUCCAAGUAUCCGGAUUAUUUCAGAAUUGUGGUGGAGAACGAUGGGAAGAGGAUACUCGAACUUGUGAAUUGGGAUCCUGCGUUAGCUGUGAGUGCUCUGGAGAGGGAUUUUAUCGUAGACGAGGAUCGAGUGAAGAAAGCAUUUAAAUUCCCUUUAAGUCAUGGAAAAUCUUUGGACCUCGAUGAGGAUGACACGAGGAAGCUGAACUUGCUGAACACGCUUCCAUUGGUUUCUCCCUACUCGGAUGGUUCGGAGUUGAAGCUUUGGUCUUUGGAAGCGGAGAAGUAUCGGGUUGGGGUUUUGCAUGAGUUCUUGAGCUUGACAUUGGAGAAGAGAGCGUCCAUACAUCACAUUGUGGAGUUUAAGGAGGAGUUCAAUCUCACAAAGCAUACUUACCAGAUGCUUCAGAAACAGCCCAGAGCCUUCUAUCUGGCUGGGACUGAAAUGAACUGGACUGUAUUCUUGAGAGAUGCCUACAGGCAAGACGGGGUUUUGAUCGAGAAGGAUCCACAGGUGCUCUUCAAUGAGAAGCUCUAUCAUUAUGCUCAAAUGAAAGGGAUGGGAUCUUGUGAUAUUAUUGACAAAGAAGAAUCUGAGCUUUAGCAGGAUUUCGCUUAUG